AUGUCUAUUCUGUGUUGCGUUGCAGACGAAGUUGAGAGCCUAGCUGCGGCACGUCAGGCUGCUCUAAAUGGCUCAGAUCCUUCGGAUGCUAUAAGGGUCGUGAAUGCAUUGUUGACUCAGCUUGAUAAACUGAAGCAGCAUCCCAACGUCAUGGUUCUAACGACUUCGAAUUUGACACAUGCCAUUGAUCUGGCGUUCAUUGACCGAGCUGACAUCAAAGCCUUUAUUGGACCACCGUCACUGCAAGGGCGUUAUAAUAUGCUGCAUUCGAGCUUCUGCGAGCUUCAACGAGUUGGGAUUGUUGAAGAGGUGGAGGGCAACACUGUCUAUCCGUCCACUUACAACGAAUUGAUGCUGAGCGAUUGUGAAGACAUGGGGAGUAGUAAGGGUGUCCACUUAGGGAAGAAGCUUCUCGAGGUCGCCAAGGCGUGUGAGCUCAUCAUCCCAUCCCACCAUCUCUGCCGCUCAUUCUAUCCCUCCAUUUUUGGUCCUCAUCCCAUCCCACCAUCUCUGCUGCUCAUCCCAUCCCAUCAUCUGCUCCUCAUCCCAUCAAACCAUCUCUGCCCCUCAUCCCAUCACACCGUCUCUUCUCAUCCCAUUUUCACCAUCUUUUCUCCUCAUCCAUCACACCGUCUCUUCUCAUCCCAUUUUCACCAUCUUUUCUCCUCAUCCCAUCCCACCGUCUCCGCUCCUCAUCUCAUCCCACCAUUCUCAUCCCAUUUUCUCCGCCUUUUCUCCUCAUCCCAUCCCGCUUUUCCGCCUUCUCAUCCCAUCCCACCAUCUCUGCUCCGCAUCCCAUCACACCGUCUCUUCUCAGCCCAUUUUCGCCAUCUUUUCUCCUCAUCCCAUACCACUAUGUCGCCUCUUCAUCCCAUCCCACCAUCCCUGCUCAUUAUCCCAUUCGACUAUUCCGCCUCCUCAUCCCAUCCCACCAUCUCUGCCUCUCAUCCCAUCCCACCAUCUCUCAAAACAUCCCAUCCCACCAUCUCUCAAAACAUCCCAUCCCACAACCUCAGCUCCUCAUCCCAUCCCAUUUCACCUUCUCUUUUCAUUAUCCCAGCCCACUAUCUCUCCUGCUCAUCUUAUCCCAUCAUAUCUGCUCCUCAUCCCAUCACACCAUCGCUUCUCAUCCCAUUUCCACUGUCCUUUCUCCUCAUCCCAUCCCAUCUGACCAUCUCUGCUCCUCAUCCCAUCCCACCUUCUCUGUUCAUCCCUUGCCACCAAUUCUCCUCGUCCCAUGCACACGUGCUACCGACGGCCAUCAACAGCCCACAGGGUCCGGGCUCAUGUAGGUUGGUGGGAGAAGGGACAGCAGCAUCACUCUGUGCAUCAGGUGCAUAG
Closterium sp. NIES-65 is the source of this 1341-nucleotide messenger RNA. The record is from the annotation of a GenBank genome assembly. NCBI's taxonomy places the organism in Eukaryota, Viridiplantae, Streptophyta, Zygnematophyceae, Desmidiales, Closteriaceae.